UUCAGCCCCAUGAGACUGAGAGUCCACACCGUGUUGGCCUCUACCCUGGUGUAUUUCAUCCAGCUUCCUUGGGCAAGAUGUGAGGAGAACUGUGUCAGUCCUGAACAUUGCCUGACCACAGAUUGGGUACAUCUCUGGUAUAUAUGGUUGCUGGUGGUCAUCGGCGCCCUGCUCCUCCUGUGCGGCCUGACUUCUGUGUGCUUCCGCUGCUGCCUGAGUCGCCAGCAGAAUGGGGAAGAUGAGGGCCGGCCGCCUUACGAAGUGACCGUCAUCGCUUUCGAUCAUGAUAGCACUCUGCAGAGCACCAUCACCUCGAUGCAGUCAGUGUUUGGCCCCGCGGCUCGGAGAAUCCUGGCGGUGGCCCACUCCCACAGCCCCCUGGGCCAGCUGCCCUCCUCCGUGGACACCCUCCCCGGGUAUGAGGAAGCUCUCCACAUGAAUCGCUUCACGGUUGCCAGGUGUGGGCCGAAAGCACCUGACCUACCCUCAGUGCCAGAAGAAAAGCAGCUGCCUCCAAUGGAGAAGGUGUCUCCUCAAGGAGACCACGCUUCGAAUUGAUGGGAACUUCGGUUUUAGAAACGGGGUGGGGGUAUCCGCAGAGUCGGUAAAGAUGGACACACGGAACAUUUUGGCUACCUUUCAGAAGAUUUAGGAUGAAUCUAAACAUCAUCUAGUGGAAAACAUGGACUCCAACUCUUCAUUUCCAGCCACAUGUAUUUUCUGAUAUGAAAUGCUCUAAUUGAGAACUCUCAUUAUUUAUCCAAUACCAAAAUUUGCAACUAACCUCUAGCAACAUUUCAAAGAUUUCUUGAACUCCUUCAACU
This is a messenger RNA of Eptesicus fuscus (big brown bat), 824 nucleotides long. RefSeq names its product transmembrane protein 52B (gene TMEM52B). The record is from RefSeq and is a predicted model, not a curated record. Lineage: Eukaryota; Metazoa; Chordata; Mammalia; Chiroptera; Vespertilionidae. The transcript has 5 exons. Bases 10 to 558 code for a protein of 182 amino acids.